Messenger RNA from Molossus molossus (Pallas's mastiff bat), 4585 nucleotides. RefSeq names its product N-alpha-acetyltransferase 30, NatC catalytic subunit (gene NAA30). The transcript has 5 exons. Gene Ontology annotation, biological process: N-terminal peptidyl-methionine acetylation. The record is from RefSeq and is a predicted model, not a curated record. Gene Ontology annotation, cellular component: NatC complex. NCBI's taxonomy places the organism in Eukaryota, Metazoa, Chordata, Mammalia, Chiroptera, Molossidae. The coding region runs from base 155 to 1240 and encodes 361 amino acids. Gene Ontology annotation, molecular function: protein-N-terminal amino-acid acetyltransferase activity.
AAACUUUACCCGGGGUAACAGCCGAGGCGCUUUACGGCGACGGCGGCUGAGUGUGAGCCUUGGCGGCGGAGGCGGCCGCGGCGGCGAAGGAGGCGGCGGCAGCGGCUGAGGAGAAAGAGGAGUGGCGGCAGUGGCGGCGGGGACCUGUGCCGGGAUGGCGGAGGUACCGCCUGGGCCUAGCAGCCUCCUCCCACCCCCGGCACCUCCGGCCUCGGCAGUGGCUGAGCCCCGCUGCCCCUUCCCGGCGGGGGCCGCCCUGGCCUGCUGCAGCGAGGACGAGGAGGACGACGAGGAGCACGAAGGCGGCGGCGGCAGGAGUCCGGCGGGCGGCGAGGCGACGGCGGCGGCCAAGGGGCAUCCGUGCCUCCGGUGCCCUCAGCCGCCGCAGGAGCAGCAGCAGCAGCUCAACGGAUUGAUCAGCCCCGAACUGCGGCACCUCCGGGCGGCCGCCUCUCUCAAGAGCAAGGUUUUAAGCGCGGCCGAGGCGGCCACGACCACGGCGACCCCCGACGGGGGCCCCAGAGCGACUGCAACAAAAGGAGCCGGGGUACACUCGGGCGAGAGCCCCCCUCACUGCCUCCCCAGCAAUGCGAGAACUGCGCGCCCCAGCCCCGCAGAGGCAGCGGCGGCGAGCGACCCCACGGCGGCCCGCAAUGGACUGGCGGAGGGCACCGAGCAGGAGGAGGAGGAGAACGAGCAGGUGCGGCUGCUGUCUUCAUCCCUGACCGCCGGCUGCAGUUUAAGAAGCCCCUCAGGCAGGGAGGUUGAGCCUGGGGAGGAUCGGACGAUACGUUAUGUCCGAUAUGAAUCCGAGCUACAAAUGCCCGAUAUCAUGAGACUGAUCACCAAAGAUCUGUCUGAACCCUACUCCAUUUAUACCUAUAGAUAUUUUAUCCACAACUGGCCACAGCUGUGUUUCUUGGCCAUGGUAGGGGAGGAGUGUGUAGGUGCCAUCGUUUGCAAGUUGGAUAUGCACAAAAAGAUGUUCCGCAGAGGUUAUAUAGCCAUGUUAGCCGUGGAUUCCAAAUACAGGAGAAAUGGCAUUGGUACUAACUUGGUUAAGAAAGCUAUAUAUGCCAUGGUUGAAGGAGACUGUGAUGAGGUUGUUUUGGAAACAGAAAUAACGAAUAAGUCUGCUUUGAAACUUUAUGAAAAUCUUGGUUUUGUUCGAGAUAAGAGGCUGUUCAGAUACUAUUUAAAUGGAGUUGAUGCACUGCGACUUAAAUUGUGGCUGCGUUGAGAAACUGACAUCAAGGAACAACUUUCCAACCACGCAGAAUCGACCUUUGCAUGCAAUGCAAUUUGUACAGAAUUGCUUUGCAGGUGGAUUUAGUAAUUUCCAUGCAGUUCUUAUCUGUCAGUGUCUCAUUGAGUGUCGCACAAUAUUUGUUGCACUUUGGCAUGGCGCAUUUGUUCUGAAUUAAAGAGAUUGUUUUAAACUUAAAGAGUUUUUUUGGUACCAACAAGAUGUGCCAGUUGAUAGCCAAGAUUUGUUUGUUCAUUUGCAAAGUCUGCUGACAAUGUUAUAUACACAGUGAUCAUUUUACCACAGAACCAGUAAGUGGAACAUGAUUUUUGUUCCUUAAAAAAGCCAAUGUAGAUUGUAAAAAUCUCUAAGUAUUCUAACAUUUCACAUGAAACCUGCCAUAGUUUUCUGAAGGGGGUGGGGGAAAAGCUUCAAUUUUAGGUUUUAUUUUUUUCAAUAUUAAAUUUUCCAUUCUUGAAUAUUGGUACCUCAGUGAUUAGUGAAUGAAAAAAAUUUAGGGUUGGUUGUGUCUUACAAUGAGUAAAGAUAACAAUUAAAUUGUGUCUGCCAGUGCCUGUGUAGAUAAGUAUAUUUGUCUUCAUCUCUCGUUUUUUAAUGCAUGCUACCUUUUCUUUUUCUUUUUUUAAGGCCUUUGCAAGCAAACUUGUUUUUAUUUAAAUUCUAAAUUUGAUAAUAAAUUAUUUCAGAUUUUUAUAAUUUGGAUACUUUUCCAGGUGAGUGACAGAGUGGUUUACUUUACAGUAGGAAGUUGAAUCUACUCUGAAAAUAUUUGAGAAAUGGCUCCAAAGGGGAUGAGAAACGUUAAUGGAGCUGGGAAUUGCUGGGUUUUGGAUGCACUUUUUUUUUUUUAAGAGUGAGGGAAUUUUUGGAAAAGAAUAGAAAAUUAAUGUAAACUGGUGUGAUUUUAUUUAAUCAAAAUUAUUGCUAAGCUGUGAAGAACAGCUUUUACAAUGUAGUUGGAAUUUUUUCCCACUUGAUUAGGAUUCCCAUUGCUUUCAUUUCUUAAAAUGUUUCACUUUUGGUUCUUGGUCUUGGAAAUAAAUUUUAAGGUGCAUUGUAUCCAUUUAAAACUGAUUUUACUUCCACUUAUUUGAGCAAAUACUUUGGGGAGCUUUGCUUAGUUCCUAGAAAAACAAAAGGGAAAAAUGGAAUUUUUUUUUAGAAUGAGUUCUUACGGCUUUUCAGUAGCCAUCACCGUGUUCAUUAGUUACAUCGUAUUUUGGCCAGUCUGUGCACUGUAACAAAUUUUAAAGUUAAUUGCUUUCAAUUGAGUCAGGGAACCUGUGAUGGAUAAUUUAUUAAACUGGAAAACCUAGGUACCCAUGAAAAAAAAAUUCAUUCUCUGUGAAAAAUGUUUUAUAGGAAUCUAUGUUUUUUUCUUUCAUUUGGAUAUGCUUUACUUCUGCUCUAGGAUUUGGUUUGAAUUUAUGACUAUGAUUACUGUAUUUUUAAAAACCCUACCUCCAUUAACAGUUGGUAAAAGCCCCCUUUCAGGAAAGUUUGUUGUUGUUUUUUUUUAAUUUUUUUUAAAGGAAAGCUGCUCUUUGCUCAGUGUAAUGUCUUGAAAGUGAACAUGGUAACAAGAACUUUUAAAAUAAAGAUACACAGAUUUGGUGAAAAUCUUUCUGCUGGUGGGAUCAUUUACAGUUCCUUAUUUUUAAAGAAAACUUUUUCUUUCCAUUUUAUAUUGCUCUUGAAAGUGUAAUGGGUUGAAUACUGGUUACAUUAAAUAUAUGACCACCCAAUACUCAGCUUUCCAGCUGACCAUUGUAUGUUUUUGGUCAAACUUCAUUUGGGCUCUAGCAUUUAGAGGAAUGCCAAUCAUUGUGAUGCUUCUGUUUUUUAAUGUGGAGGGAACUGAACUAAAACAGUGCAGUACUUACAUUAUCAGAUUUUAUCUCACCACUUUAUAUUUGACUUGCUGGUUCAUAGGUAAUGAUUGUUGAUGAACAUACAUUUUACUUGACUCACUAAUGGGGCAGUUCUAAAGUAGAUACAUGCUGGAUUUUCAAUUCAACCACUAUGUUUUGGGCAGGUUGUCAAUGAAACCACUACUGACCUUUUCCCUCAGAACUGAUCAAGUUUUGCCGAAUUGACUGGGUAUUUGUAACUAUGAUCUUAACCACGUGACUAAAAAGUCAUAUGGUUGACAUAUUGUUUGACUGGUUUAUGUUGAAUAACAGUGUUCACUUUAUGUCUUUAAUUGGGUAUGCAAAAAUUGUUUACUUAAGUAGACUAAAAUUUUAACCUCUAGCAUGAUAAUCUAGCACCAGUACUAAAUCUCUAUUCCAGUUUGAAAGAGCAUCAAAUAUUAAUUCACUUUUUGAUAUUGGGCUUUUAUUUUUCUUACAUAAUCUUAAAACAAUUCCAUUUAAAAUUGAUAAAGUGAGUUCACUUGGCUAAAACUGAGCAAAAUUGGUGCAACUUUCUUUUAAAGGGGUGCUGCCUCUUUAAGACUGACUGUGCUAUCCACUGACACUAGUUUGGCAGUUAAUACUGCUGAACAUUUUUUAUAUAUGCUACCAUGAAGCUAUAUAUGUUAGUAUUGAAGAAGCUAACGGGUAAACUACCAUUUUUGAUGUGUGGACUGAUUAUAAUUUUCCUUACAUUAGAAUAAAACUACUCGAGAGAAGCCCACAGAUCAGAAACCAGACAUUAGUUUUUAAAGUUGAAGCCAGCAAAAUUAAAAAAAAAAAGGAAAAGAUUACUAUUAAAAAAUUGGUUUUAAUAUUUUCUGCCUCUUCCCUAAAUUACCCUCUCCACUUGCUUGACAAAUCUAUGUAAAGGAUUUUGUUUGUCACAUGUUUUAACUUUACCUUGCCCUGUGUUAUGGUAUUGGCUGACAUGUAUAAGACUGGAUGUGUAUAUUAUGGUGUCUAAAAAUCAUGAAAUUCAUCACUUUUCAGGAGCAUAGAUAAAAGCAAAUUGGUAGUGCAUCAGAGUUACUUUUCAGUGCACCAUGACAUCACUAAAAUGAGUGCUAUAAUGUUACAGGGCUUUCAGGUUUGUAAAAACAUAACCAUAAAUUAUAUUGACGUCAGAUAUGAGUUGAGUAUCUAUAAAAUAUCACGUGUAUCUCAAAAUAUUGGACUGCUGUUUGAUGACUGGAUAUUGCUGCAUAAUUUUUCUUCUAUUGUCCCAAAUCCUUUUGGAGAGAGAGAUUUAAUGGGAUUUGAAAUGUGCAAGCUGUCUAAAUAAGAUGCAGUCAAAUAAAGUAUGGUUACGUUGUGUUUGCAUUUUUCUUUUAGAUACAGCUGUGUGCAUUUUUGAUUGAGUUGUUUUAUUUACUAAGGAAAAAACCCAAGCAAUCGACUCUGU